AUGGAUUUACAUCAAACUAGUCCUUCAACAAUUGAUAUCCAUGAUGAUAUGAAUCACUCUUCAGCUUCCAUGAUACCCAAAAAUCAAAAACACUGGAAUCUCUUAAAGUUUACAAUUUUCAACAAAAAACUACUUCACAGAAACACCCAGCAGCUCAGAAACAGAUCAGCAGUUGGUCGUUCAUCAUCUUAUAUUUCCAUUGAAGUCCCUAAUUCUGAACCUUCUGUUCAAGAGAUUACCCAUGAUCCAAAACAGCUCACUUCUAUGAUUAGGGAAAAAAACCUUGAAUAUCUCUCUGAACUUGAUGGUGUAGAGGGUAUUGCUUUGCGACUAAAAACCAACACGAAAACUGGUCUUAGUAGCAACGAUACUGAUGAUCUUUUUCAUCGAAAGACUCUGUAUGGAUGCAAUGUUUUCCAGACUCCAUCCAAAAAAAAGUUCACAAGCUUCAUCAUUGAAGCCCUCAAAGGCAUACCUAGCAUCAUACAACUGGUCUAUGCCAUUGUCUCAUUAGCAUAUGGCAUCAAGGUCCAAGGAAAGGAGCAAGGGUGGUAUGAGGGAUUUAGUAACCUCAUCUCCUACGUUGUCAGUUUUUUCAUCCAACUCAUUGUUAUGUUCAAGAACAGUCAAGUAAUGGAGAAGCACUUCAAGAAGUUUGGAGACAUACCCGUUGUCCAGGCACUUAGAGAUGGCUCUCGCCAACAGAUCUCCAUUUUUGACGUUGUUGUUGGGGAUGUCAUCUUCUUGCAAUCCGGAGAUUACAUCCUGGCUGAUGGGCUAUUUUUGGAUGGGAAAUCAUUGAAAUUACUGGACAUGGUUGAGCAAGUUGAGAGAGAAAAUCCUUUUUUAUUGUGUGGUUCAAAGGUAGUAGAUGGAUAUGGAAGGAUGUUGGUUACUUCUGUAGGAAACCUUGAUAACCCAAAUAGUAAUAUGCCAUUAUUGCAAUUACAAGUUAGCCUUAAAAAAUAUGCUUUUAAACUCUUUUUGGUAGGGCUAAUUUUUGCAUCAUUGCUUGUUCUAGAUUUGGUGAUUUGGUAUUUUACAGGAAGAACAAAAGACAAUAAUGGAAAUCGGGAAUUCAAGGGAAAGAAAACUAAAUUCAGUGAGGUGAUGGUUGCUUUUGCGAAGAUCAUAUGUGCAGCUUUUCCUAUUUUAGUGAUAGCACUUUCUGAAAGUCUCCCUUUGGCUGUAACCUUAUUUUUGUCUUGUUCAAUGAAGGAAAUGUCAAACCAAAAAAUCCUAAUCAGAAACCUUUCUAGUUGGGAUUAUAUGGGGUCACUUACUGUCAUAUGCACAGAUAAAAGUGGCAUCAUUAAACCAGGUGAAAUGAGUGUUUUUGAAUUCUGGGUUGGCACAAAGAAAGUUGAAAAGCCACCUUUCAAAGAAAAAGUGGGUGUUCUUGAGUUGCUCCAUGAGGCUGUUGGUCUGAACACAAGCUGUGGUGUCUACCAAUCAUCAUGCACUGAAAACUCUGAAAAGUUUGGGUGCUCCAUUGAAAAGGCAAUCCUGAAAUGGGGCAUAUCUGAUUUAGGGGUGAACAUGGACGAACUAAACAGGAAUUUUGAGGUUUUGAGAGUAGAUUCUUUUGACUCUGUGAAAAGACAAAGUGGGAUUUUGAUAAGGAAAAAGAUAGGUGGCGUUGAGAUACAACAUUAUAAAGGAGAAGCUGAGGUUAUAUUAGAUAAGUGUUCAACUUACUUUGAUCAGAAAGGGAAACCAGUAGCUAUGACAGAAAGAGAUCAGAAGAUUUUCAGAGGCAUUAUCGAAGACAUGAGAGAAAAAAGAAGCCUUACAUGCAUUGCUUUUGCUCAGAAAGAAAAAGAGCAGGGAGAUAAUGAAAAGGGUUUAACCUUGCUAGGGGUAAUAGGUCUGAGAAACCUUUUACAACCUAAUGUACUAGAAGCAUUAGGAUCAUGCAGGGAAGCAGGGGUUUCUGUGAAAUUAAUAACUGGAGAUAAUUAUUUAACAGCAAAAGCAAUUGCUAAAGAAUGUGGAAUCCUCAACUCAUUUGAUGACAUAUCAGAAACUGUGAUAACGGGUAUUGAGUUCAGAAACUACUCCGACGACAAAAGACUUGAGAAAGUAGACAGUAUUAAAGUAAUGGCAAGUGCAUCCCCAGAAGACAAGCUCCUGAUGAUACAGUGUCUGAAGCAGAAAGAUCAUGUAGUUGCCAUCAAUUGUGGUGGAACAAACAACACUCGGGCACUAGAUAUAGCUCAUGUAGGCUUAUUAAUGGGUACCAACAGUGCUAGUUUUAUUAUGGUAGGGAGUUACAACAUAGUGAUUGUAGACGGAAACUUUAGGUCUAUAGUAACCAUCUUGAACUGGGGGCGGUGUAUGUUUGCCAAUAUUCAACAUGUGAUUCAAGUGCAGGUCAUAAUACUAGCCGUUGGCUUCCUUUGCAGCUUCAUUGUUGCAAUUACAUCAGGAAAUGCUGUACCACUUCUGUGGGGAAACAUGAUGGUGGAUACAAUGGUUGCAUUAAGCUUGGCUACAGAAAAACCCUCUUACAAGGAAGAUCUCAUGAGGAAGACACCCAAGAAAUUUUUUGUUGGAAAGGAAAUAGGGAAAAACAUAAUUGGCCAAACCCUGUAUCAAUUAGCUGUCUUGCUAACGUUACAGUUUAUUGGGAAGUCCAUCUUGGGGGUGAAUGAUGGUGUUAGAAACACACUCAUUUUCAACUGUUUUGUGCUCUGCCAACUAUUCAACGACGUGACUGCUAGAAAGUUGAAGAAAAAUAUAUGUGCAUGUAUUCUUGAAAACAAAUUGUUUUGGGGAACUGUGGGAAUAACUGUUACUUUUCAGAUAGUUUUGGUGGAGCUUCUCUGUAAAUUGCUUAAUACUAGAAGAUUGAGUGGUGGGCAGUGGGCUGCAUGCAUUGUAAUUGCUGUCCUCAGCUGGCUUGUUGGUCGGCUGGUAAAAUCUCUAAUUCCUGUUUCGGAGACUUAA
Molecule: messenger RNA, 2949 nt
Organism: Amaranthus tricolor (Joseph's coat)
Lineage: Eukaryota; Viridiplantae; Streptophyta; Magnoliopsida; Caryophyllales; Amaranthaceae
Product: calcium-transporting ATPase 12, plasma membrane-type-like
Exons: 1
Coding region: 1-2949 (982 amino acids)
Biological process (GO): calcium ion transmembrane transport
Cellular component (GO): intracellular membrane-bounded organelle; membrane
Molecular function (GO): P-type calcium transporter activity; ATP binding
Source: RefSeq, a predicted model, not a curated record